Molecule: messenger RNA, 4068 nt
Organism: Durio zibethinus
Lineage: Eukaryota; Viridiplantae; Streptophyta; Magnoliopsida; Malvales; Malvaceae
Source: RefSeq, a predicted model, not a curated record
AGUCGACACAGAUCUUUUCAUAAGGCGUGAAGCUCACCCCAAGUUUGACCGACCCAUAUCCAAAUCAAUAUUUGGACAUUUUUCAAGAUCCAAUAACCGUUGGACCUGAUCUUACAAAAUCCAAGAUAGGUUCGGCACAGAUCUUUUUUCGUUGCGGGAGAGUCCGUUAUUGCCCCUUCAUUUGAAACCACCACAGCAAUCUUCUUCAGCACUGUUUUUUUUUCCUAUUCCAGGAAGAUGAGUAUGGAUUCCUCUCGCUCUGCGAAUUCAACCCUUCAAAAUUCGAAAAGAAGCUUCAAUUCAAAUUCUUCAAGCAGUAACAGUUAUAGCAAGAAGAAAAAGAGCAACCAGAAAACCCUAGGCAUGGCUUGGGGAGCCAAUUCUCUCUCUUCCUCCCGCUCCUCUUUUCGCUCUUCUCCUUUCUCUGAUUUUGGAAGCUAUAUGAUAGAAAAGAAUAGAAAGCUUCAAAAUCAGUUUGACGCCGAGGCUUCAAAUUCUUCUCAAGCUGAUUCUUCUAAGAAGCCUAUCUUUCACGGAGUUUCUAUCUUCGUUGACGGUUUCACUGUUCCAUCUAGUCAGGAACUACGGCAAUACAUGUUGAAUUAUGGUGGACGAUUUGAGAAUUAUUUUUCCAGGCAUCGUGUCACGCAUAUCAUCUGCAGCAAUCUUCCUGACAGUAAAAUCAAGAAUCGCAGGUCCUUCAGCGGUGGACUCCCAGUAGUGAAACCUACUUGGGUUCUAGAUUCUGUUGCUGGUAACAGACUUUUGAGUUGGGUUCCUUACCAGCUUGAACAGUUUGCUAACAAUCAACCAACAUUGUCGGCCUUCUUCACUCCAAAAAGCAACCCUGCAGAUGAAGGUGCUUUUACAAAUGCAAUUUGUGAAGUAAAACUUGAAACUGAUGGGCCAAGUGCUAGCAACAGUGAAGAAUCUCAGAAAGUAAAAGUGGUAGAAUUAAGUAAUCUGGAUGAGGAUGAUAAAAGCAUAGAAAACAAUGGACUUCAGCCCUGUCCUGAACAACCCUCUGUUUCUGUUAGUAGCCAUUGCUUUGACAAUCACAGUAUUAAAGGAUCACCAAGGUCAAUAGCCAUUGGACCUUUGAAGCCGCAAAAUUCAACUCUUGGGGAUCCCAAUUUUGUGGAGAAUUACUUCAAGAAUUCAAGGCUACAUUUCAUAGGAACCUGGAAAAAUAGAUAUCGUAAACGUUUUCCCUGCUUGUCAAAUGGAGGCAUGACGUCUCAUUCUGAUGUUUUAGCUGGUACUCAAAAGACUUCCAUUAUCCAUAUUGACAUGGACUGUUUUUUUGUCUCAGUGGUCAUCAGGAGCCAUCCUGAAUUAUAUGACAAGCCUGUAGCUGUAUGCCAUUCGGACAAUCCAAAAGGAACUGCUGAAAUCUCUUCUGCAAAUUAUCCUGCUAGAGAUUAUGGAAUUAGGGCAGGAAUGUUUGUUAGAGAUGCCAAGGCUCUUUGCCCCCAACUCAUUAUUUUGCCAUACAACUUUGAAGCAUAUGAGGAGGUUGCUGAUCAGUUUUACAACAUAUUGCAUAAGCACUGCAAAAGAGUUCAGGCUGUCAGCUGUGAUGAAGCAUUUUUAGAUGUCACAGACCUAGAAGGGAAAGAUCCUCAGCUUUUAGCUUCAGCAAUACGGAAAGAGAUAUGUAAAGCUACUGGAUGCACUGCAAGUGCUGGGAUUGCUGAGAAUAUGCUUAUGGCCCGACUAGCCACAAGAACUGCUAAACCAAAUGGUCAAUGCUACAUCCAUCCCGAGAGGGUUGAUGAGUAUUUAGAUCAACUUCAAAUAAAAGCACUCCCAGGAAUAGGGCAUGUGCUGGAGGAAAAGUUGAAAAAUAAAAAUGUCCGAACUUGUGGACAGUUGCGAAUGAUUUCUAAGGACUCCCUUCAAAAGGAUUUUGGGAUUAAAACUGGCGAGAUGCUCUGGAAUUACAGUAGAGGAGUUGAUAAUCGGCUUGUUGGCAUGAUUCAGGAGAGCAAGUCUGUGGGGGCUGAAGUGAAUUGGGGUGUAAGAUUCAGGGAUUUGCAAGAUACUCAGCACUUUCUCUUAGACCUUUGCAAGGAGGUUUCAUUACGCUUGCAGGGGUGUGGCGUGCAAGGGCGAACUUUCACCCUUAAGAUAAAAAGGAGAAGGAAAGAUGCCGGAGAGCCUGUAAAGUAUAUGGGCUGUGGAGACUGUGAAAACCUGAGCCAUAGCACAACGGUUCCACUUGCUACUGAUGAUGUCGAAGUGCUUCAAAGAAUAACAAAGCAGCUCUUUGGAUUUUUCCACAUAGAUGUCAAGGAUAUCCGUGGUGUUGGUUUGCAAGUUUCGAGGCUUGAAAGUGCAAAUACUGCUAGGCAAGUGCUUGAAAGAAACUCUAUGAAAUCAUGGCUAACGUCUGCCUCAGCAAGCUCAAAAGAACGAUUAGAUAUCAAUAGUAUAGCCAAAGAAAGGGUUGGCAAAGAUUCUGAAGUAAAGAGUAUGGCUGGAAAUUUAAAGAGUUUCCAUUUUACUCCAGUGGAGAAUUCUGUUCAUGGGACAAAUAAUACAUCCAACGGUGAGGGUUGUUCAAACCAGAUCUCAAGUGUCCCACUGUUAUGUCACCUUGAUAUGGGAGUAGUGGAGAGUCUUCCAUCAGAGCUCCUCUCAGAAUUAAAUGAAAUUUAUGGUGGGAAGCUAGUUGAUUUGAUUGCCAAAAGUAAAGGACAAAGUGAGAAUAACACCGGAUAUUUAUGCUUCCUUCCUCCUGAGCCAUCCAAAGUUGCAGUAGAGCAAGCAGAAAUAUCUUGCAACUCUAAUCCUUUCUCAUUGAGCGGAACAGCAGUGGAAAUGAAGGACAAACAACAUAUAUUGGAGGAACUGCAGACAGUGCCUGACUCUGGAGCAGAAUCCAAUAGUGUUGCCAUUUCCAUUCCAGGACUUGAAAAUAAUGAUUUAAUGCCUUCGUCUCUAAGCCAAGUAGACACAUCAGUAUUACAGCAGUUGCCCGAGGAAUUGAGAGCUGAUUUAUUUGAGGUGCUUCCUGCACACAGGAUGCAAGAAAUCUCUGCCCUGGGCCCUAACACCAAAAAUGUACAUCAUCCAUUAGGCAUCAAGACUACUGGCAAUCAACCUGGAUCAACUGAUUCUGGGUUGAGCAACAAUCUCUGGAUUGGAAAUCCUCCACCAUGGGUUGAUAAGUUCAAAGUCAGCAAUUCGUUGACAUUGAAACUCUUUGCUGACAUGUAUUACAAAGCAAAGUCAGCUGAGAGUUUAUCUUCGAUAUUGCAAUGCACUGUUGCUGAAUCCCUACAUCCUUUAGAUGCAAGAUGUGGAACUUGGAAUGAAGCUGUUCACAGCUUCAGUGAGCUUCUCUUGGAGUAUAUUAAACUGAAAAUAGUAGUAGAUAUUGAGGAGAUCUAUAUUUGUUUUCGUCUUCUAAGAAGGCUAAGUAACAAGUCAGAAUUUUUUUUGGAAGUGUACAAUUUAGUCUUUCCCCACCUUCAGUUGGGCACUUGAAACUGGGCACCAUCAUUUGAAUUUGGUGAUCUAAUUGGCUCCAAAACUUUUCCUCAAUUCAUUUUGGUUGGAUACAAAAAGGGUAACUUCAGGAUAUGCAAUGAGCAAUUGACUGAUGAAGCAGCACUUUACUCAUCAAAAUGAGCUAUCCCUCUACUUGUUCGAUCUUGGAUACAAGCUAGAGAAUGUAUCCUGGCCACCUUUCUUGGAGGAGCCACUUGAUGUGAUGAUGGUUCAUGUUAAGCAAUAUAACUUUUUCAAUUGGGUAGAGAAAAAUGAAGUUGCUCUUUAAGUGCUUUUUAAAUCCGGCAUUGAUUUGUUAAAGAGUGUCUUUUCUAUUUUUGGUUGAAGUAUGUUAAAAUUUAAAUCAUGUAUUAUAGUUUUUUAAAACGUGAAAUGUGGACCGUCUGAUUUGGUAUAUGAAACCUCGGCUCAAUAGAUAACAAUUUCAAUUCUGGUAUAAUCAUCAAAAAUAAAAAUCGUAAUUUUACGUGGGAUCAAGCCUAGAAAUGGUCUUGGAAUAGCCAAACUUGUACUUGAAUAGAAAAUCUGAGUCCAAAUAGAGCCUUGGAUUAA